Molecule: messenger RNA, 843 nt
Organism: Fraxinus pennsylvanica
Lineage: Eukaryota; Viridiplantae; Streptophyta; Magnoliopsida; Lamiales; Oleaceae
Source: the annotation of a GenBank genome assembly
AUGAGUGAAGAGAAUGAGAUGUCAAGUAUCUGGGUAUUACCAGAGGCAUGCAUAUCACAUAUAUUCUCAUUUACAUCCCCAAAAGAUGCAUGUAUUGCAUCCACUGUUUCUACGGGAUUAAAAUCUGCUGCUGAAUCUGAUUUAGUGUGGGAGCAGUUUCUUCCGUCGGAUUAUCAAGAUAUUAUUGCAAGAUCGGUUUCUCCGCUGGUUUAUUCUUCCAAAAAGGAACUUUAUUUUCAUCUUUGUGAUUCUCCUAUCCUCCUUGAUGGUGGCAAACUGAGUUUUAGACUGAGCAAGUCGAGUGGAAAGAAGUGUUUUAUGUUGUGUGCAAAGGAACUCAACAUUGCAUGGAUAGAAACUCCACGGUACUGGAAUUGGAAGACUCUUACAGAAUCAAGAUUUGCUGAGGUAGCAGAAUUAUUGAGUGUUUGCUGGCUUGAUAUUCAUGGCAAAAUGCAAACUCAAAUGUUGUCUUUGAAGACUAACUACACCGCAUAUCUCGUGUUCAAACUCCUAGAAAAUUCUUACGGGCUUGACUCGCCGUCAAAGGCAUCUGUCAAACUUGUUCAACAAGGCAUAGGACAUGUUGAAGGUGAGAACAACACUGUGUAUUUAAAAGAACCAACGCUCAGACAAGGACGUUGGAUUGAAGUUGUUCAAAGUAUCUAUGGUCGGAUGCCGAAAGAAAGAAGGGACACGUGGAUGGAGAUUGAAUUGGGAGAUUAUUUCAAUGACGAAGGCGAUGAAGGUGAUAUUCAAAUGCAACUGUUGGAGACUGAGCUGCUAGGUUGGAAGCAUGGCCUUAUUAUUGAAGGGAUUGAACUUCGGCCAAAGGAAGAAUAG